AUGGGAGACAAGACAGCAGCCCGCACCCCGGCAAAGACGCCGUCUACAGCUAAGAAACAGGGACAGGCACCGUCAACGGGCAAGCAGCAGAGCAUUCUCGGCUUCUUUUCUAAGACACCAGCAAGCAGUGCCAAUGCUCCCAAUUCUUCGCCCUCGGUCAAGCCGACACCUUCCCUCAAGAAAGCCAGCUCCUCGCAAUGCCUCCAGGAGACAACCAAGUCCAACUCUGCGCGACGACCACCCGAUGCUACACCUGUCCCCAGCAGUGACGCCCCUGAGCCGACCAGCUCUCAGGAAAACAGAGACGUCAGCACUGCCAAGGCAUGUGUUUUUCUUUUUUCCUAUGCUCUUUCGCACUUCGUCAGCCCUUCCCGAAAGGUCAAAAAAGCCGUCAACUAUGCCGAAUCAUCCGACGAAGAAGACGAGGAGUUCAUCGCCUCAUUGACAUCUCGGAAGAGCCGACAGCGCCGCCCGCGUGCGGCGGUCAUCGACGAGGAUGAUGAGGACACGUACGAGGCAGGCGCCAAUGAAGUUGACGAGGAGGACGACGAAAUGGAAGACUUUGUAGUCUCGGACGACUCAGAUGCUCCAUCCAGAUCGAAGAAGAGGAAACGGCCGGCUGCCAAAACCUCUGCGCCACGGAAGAAGACCACCAACCCAUCGCCGCCUCGUUCAGCUGCUCCAGACCUGGACGGUGACGAGCCAAUGGAAGACGUCCCCCCGUCGACGUCCACCGCACAGAAGUGGAAAUACGACCCUGACAGCAUUGAUCAUGACGAGCCACAGGAGACGGUCGUCAAGGCCCCUCCAGCUGCGAAGAAGCCGUCGUCAACACCCAAACCGAAACCGAAAGCCCACACUCAGGAACCCGAGAAGAGAUAUCCCUGGCUGGCCAACAUCCUGGAUGGCAACAAAAAGCCACCAACCGACCCAGAGUUCGAUCCCACGUCCAUCUACAUCCCACCGGCAGCGGAGAAGCAGUUCUCUGCCUUUGAGAAGCAGUACUGGGACAUCAAGAAGAAUCUCUGGGAUACCGUCGUGUUCUUCAAGAAGGGCAAGUUCUACGAGCUGUACGAAAAUGAUGCAACCAUUGGUCACCAGUUGUUUGAUCUGAAGAUGACAGACCGCGUAAACAUGCGCAUGGUGGGUGUCCCUGAGAGCUCACUCGAUAUGUGGGUCAACCAGUUCGUCGCGAAAGGCUUCAAGGUCGCUCGUGUGGACCAGAUGGAGUCCGCGCUUGGCAAGGAGAUGCGUGAGCGUGACGCAAAGGCCAAGAAGGCGGACAAGAUCAUCCGACGUGAGCUUGCUUGCAUCUUGACUGCCGGCACCCUGGUGGACGGCAGCAUGCUCCAGGAUGAUAUGGCCACAUACUGCGCAGCCAUCAAGGAGUCUGUUGUGGAUGGCAAGCCUUGCUUUGGCAUUGCGUUUGUGGAUGCCGCCACUGGUCAGUUUUUAAUUUCCGAGUUUGAGGAUGAUGUCGACCUCACCAAGUUCGAGACCUUUGUUGCCCAGACAUGCCCUCGGGAACUGGUGCUGGAAAAGUCGCGGCUGUCCACCAAGGCGCUCCGCAUCCUCAAGAACAACACUGCACCUACUACCAUCUGGAACUAUCUCAAACCCGGCACCGAGUUUUGGGAUGCUGAGACGUCGAGGCGGGAACUGGAGUGCAACGGUUACUUCUCCAACGCUGACAACCAGGAGGAAGUCUGGCCGGAGAAGCUCGAGAAGGUCAAGGAGAAGGACCUCUUGAUGUCGGCUCUUGGCGGGCUGGUUCAUUACCUGCGCUUCCUCAAGCUCGAACGGAGCUUGCUCUCGCAAGGGAACUUUGAACCUUACAAUCCAAUCCACCGCAACGGCACGCUCAUCUUGGACGGCCAGACCCUCAUCAACCUCGAGAUCUUCUCGAACACGGCCAACGGUGGCGUGGAAGGAACGCUUUUUAACCUCCUCAACAGGUGUAUUACGCCGUUUGGGAAGCGUCUCUUCCGGCAGUGGGUCUGCCACCCGCUCUGCAACAUCCAGAAGAUCAACGAACGUCUUGAUGCGGUGGACAUGCUCAGCAACGACAAGAGUGCGCUUGCCGAGUUCUCGUCCCACAUGAGUAAGAUGCCCGACCUGGAGCGAUUGAUCUCGCGCAUCCACGCCGGCUCCUGCAGACCUGAAGACUUUGUCCGUGUGCUCGAGGGCUUUGAGCAGAUUGACUACACCAUGAACUUCCUUGGCGCUUUUGGGGGUGGCAAUGGGCUGGUGGACCGGCUCAUUUCUUGCAUGCCCGAUCUCAAAGAGCCCCUUGGUUACUGGGAGACGGCCUUUGACAGGAAGAAGGCUCGCGACAGCAAGGUUCUCAUCCCCGAGCGGGGGAUCGAGGAGGAUUAUGACAACAGCGAAGACGAGCUGAACCGCAUCAAGGAAGAGCUGGCUCAGCUGCUCGAGAAGCAAAAGACGGCCUUGAAGUGCAGGCAACUCAAGUUCACCGACGUCGGCAAGGAGGUGUACCAGAUUGAAGUGCCCAAGUCGACCAAGGUGCCUUCGAGUUGGCGCCAGAUGUCGGCUACGGCCGCUGUCAAGCGGUACUACUUCCGAGAGCUGGAAAGCCUUGUCCGUGAGCUCCAGGAAACCGAGGAGACGCACUCCCAGAUCGUCAAGGAGGUCGCGUCAAGGUUCUUUAAGAAAUUCGACGUUGAUUACGAGGUGUGGUUGCAGGCUAUUCGCAUCAUCUCGCAGCUGGACUGCCUGAUGAGCUUGGCCAAGUCGUCUCUUGCCCUCGGCCUUCCCAGUUGCCGUCCGGAGUUUGUUGAUGACGAGCGGAGCGUCUUGCACUUUGAGGAGCUCCGUCACCCGUGCAUGAUCAACAGGGUGGACGACUUUAUUCCCAACGAUAUCCACCUCGGCGGCGAGCAGGCCAAGAUUAACCUUCUUACCGGUGCCAACGCGGCUGGAAAGUCGACUGUUCUUCGAAUGGUGAGUUCGUUGCUCAAUAUUCUUCUCUGCUCGACAGCUAACAUUUUCCAGACUUGUACUGCCGUCAUCAUGGCCCAGAUUGGCUGUUACGUCCCGGCUGUGUCGGCCAAGUUGACGCCUGUCGACCGUAUUAUGUCUCGUCUCGGCGCCAACGACAAUAUUUUUGCCGCCCAAAGCACCUUCUUUGUUGAGCUGUCCGAAACCAAGAAGAUUCUGGCCGAGGCUACGUCUCGCUCCCUUGUUAUUCUUGACGAGCUCGGACGUGGCACCUCUUCGUAUGAUGGCGUGGCUGUCGCCCAAGCUGUUCUUCACCAUGUGGCAUCCCACAUUGGUUGUGUUGGCUUCUUUGCUACCCACUACCACAGCCUGGCAACCGAGUUUGAGAACCACCCUGAGAUCCGGGCGCGGAGGAUGCAGAUUCACGUCGACGGUGGGAACCGGCGAGUGACGUUCUUGUACAAACUGGAGGACGGUGUUGCAGAGGGAUCGUUUGGUAUGCACUGUGCUGCCAUGUGCGGUAUUCCCAACAAGGUCAUCGAGGAGGCCGAGGUGGCGGCCAAGGAGUGGGAGCACACCAGCCGGUUGAAGGAAAGCUUGGAGAGGGCCAAGACGGGGUGUUACAUCCCUCUCGGAGUGCUGAGCGAUGUGGCAAGCUUGCUCAGGGUUGGUGGUGAGGCAGAAGUGCAGGAGCGGGGGGUGGAGGUGCUGUUGCGAGCCAUUGAGGCGCUUUGA
This is a messenger RNA of Podospora anserina S mat+, 3693 nucleotides long. RefSeq lists its product as uncharacterized. NCBI's taxonomy places the organism in Eukaryota, Fungi, Ascomycota, Sordariomycetes, Sordariales, Podosporaceae. Gene Ontology annotation, molecular function: mismatched DNA binding; ATP binding; ATP-dependent DNA damage sensor activity. Bases 1 to 3693 code for a protein of 1230 amino acids. Gene Ontology annotation, cellular component: nucleus; MutSalpha complex. The transcript is spliced from 3 exons. Gene Ontology annotation, biological process: mismatch repair. The record is from RefSeq and is a predicted model, not a curated record.